UCAUCAUCGUCGUCGUCAUCUUCCUUCAUCAUCAUCCUCAUCUUCACCAUCCGGCCUGCUGAGCUGGAGUGUGCAGCAGCACCAGACACACCAUGGCGGCGAACCUGGACAAGGAAGCGUACUACCGGCGGAUUAAGAGACUGUACGGCAACUGGAAGAAAGGAGAGGAUGAGUUUGGUAAAGCCGACGCCAUCGUGGUGUCUGUCGGAGUGGACGAGGAAAUUGUCUACGCCAAAUCCACAGCCAUACAGACUUGGCUGUUCGGUUACGAGGUGACAGACACCAUCAUGGUCUUUUGCGAAACCAAGAUCCUCUUCCUCGCCAGCAAGAAGAAGGUGGACUUCCUCAAGCAGGUGGCCAUAACCAAGGGCAACGAAAACGCCAACGGCGUCCCGCCCAUCACGCUUCUUACCAGGGAAAAGAAUGAGAGCAACAAGCCAAACUUCGACAAGAUGAUCGAGGCGAUCCGAGGCAGCCGUGAAGGGAAGACGGUGGGCGUGUUCAGCAAGGACAAAUUUCCCGGCGAGUACAUGAAGAGCUGGAACGACACGCUCGCGGCCGAGGGGCUGGCGAAGGUGGACAUCAGCGCCGUGGUGGCGUACACGAUGGCGGUGAAGGAGGACGGCGAGCUCGGCCUGAUGAAGAAAGCGGCGGCCAUCACCAGCGAGGUGUUCUCCAAGUUUUUUAAGGAGCGAGUCAUGGAGAUCGUCGACGCGGAUGAGAAAGUGCGCCACAGCAAACUGGCCGAGUCCGUGGAGAAGGCCAUCGAGGAGAAGAAAUACUUGGGCGGUGUGGACCCGUCCACCGUGGAGAUGUGUUACCCUCCCAUCAUCCAGAGCGGCGGGAACUACAGCCUCAAGUUCAGCGUCGUCAGUGACAAGAACCAUAUGCACUUUGGCGCCAUCACAUGUGCCAUGGGCAUCCGCUACAAGUCGUACUGCUCCAACCUGGUGCGGACACUCAUGGUGGACCCCCCGCAGGAGAUGCAGGACAACUACAACUUUCUGCUGCAGGUGGAGGAGGAGCUGCUCAAGGAGCUGAAGCACGGUGUGAAAAUCUGCGACGCCUACAACACUGUUCUGGAGUACGUAAAGAAGGAGAAAAUGGACCUUGUCGCCAAGCUGACCAAAAACCUCGGGUUUGCCAUGGGGAUCGAGUUCAGAGAAGGCUCCUUGGUGCUCAACGUCAAGAAUCAGUACAAACUGAAGAAAGGUAUGGUGAUGAGUGUCAGUUUAGGCUUAGCCGACCUCACGAAUAAAGACGGCAAAAAAGAAGAGCAGAAGAAGUAUGCCUUGUUUGUUGGUGACACGGUGCAGAUCAAUGAGGGGGAGGCGGCCACAGUACUCACGCCGGUCAAGAAGAAGAUCAAAAACGUCGGGAUCUUCCUCAAGAACGACGACGAGGAAGACGAGGAGGAGGAUGGCGACGAUGCGGAGGAAUUGCUGGGGAAAGGCGCUCGCAGUGCGGCGCUGCUCGCCGACAGAACCCGGAAUGAGAUGACGGCCGAGGAGAAGCGGCGCGCCCACCAGAAGGAGCUCGCCAACAGUUUAAACGAGGAGGCCAAGCGGCGGCUGACUGAGCAGAAAGGCGAGCAGCAGAUCCAGAAGGCGAGAAAAUCCAACGUGUCCUACAAGAAUGUUUCUCAGAUGCCCAGAGAGAAGGACAUCCGAGAAAUGAAGAUCUUCAUCGACAAGAAAUACGAGACUGUCGUCAUGCCCAUCUUUGGCAUCGCCACCCCGUUUCACAUCGCCACCAUUAAGAACAUCAGCAUGUCUGUGGAAGGAGAUUACACGUACUUGAGGAUCAACUUCUACGUUCCUGGCAGCUCCUUAGGCCGACAGGAAGGGAACAUCUUCCCCAAUCCAGACGCCACUUUUGUUAAGGAAAUCACAUACCGCGCGUCCAACCUGAAGGCACCCGGCGAUACCUCGGUGCCGUCCACCAACCUGCAGAACGCCUUCCGCAUUAUCAAGGAGGUCCAGAAGCGCUACAAGACGCGGGAAGCCGAGGAGAAGGAGAAGGAGGGGAUCGUCAAGCAGGACUCGCUGGUCGUCAACCUAAACCGCAGCAACCCCAAACUCAAAGACCUCUACAUCCGGCCUAACAUCGCCCAGAAGAGGAUGCAGGGCUCGCUGGAGGCGCAUACCAACGGUUUCCGUUUCACAUCUGUCCGCGGCGAUAAAGUGGACAUCCUUUACAACAACAUCAAACACGCCAUCUUCCAGCCGUGUGACGGCGAGAUGAUCAUUGUCCUGCACUUCCACCUCAAGAACGCCAUCAUGUUCGGCAAGCGCCGCCACACGGACGUGCAAUUUUACACGGAGGUGGGCGAGAUCACCACGGACCUGGGCAAGCACCAGCACAUGCACGACCGCGACGACCUCUACGCCGAGCAGAUGGAGCGCGAGAUGCGGCACAAGCUCAAAUCGGCCUUCAAGAACUUCAUCGAGAAGGUCGAGACACUUACCCGAGAAGAGCUGGAGUUUGAGGUUCCUUUCAGGGACCUUGGCUUCCAGGGCGCCCCCUACAGGAGCACCUGCCUGCUGCAACCUACCUCAAGUUCACUUGUCAACGUUACGGAAUGGCCGCCGUUCGUGGUGACUCUGGACGAGGUGGAGCUGGUCCACUUUGAGCGUGUGCAGUUCCACCUGAAGAACUUUGAUGUGGUCAUCGUCUACAAGGACUACAACAAGAAGGUGACCAUGAUCAACGCCGUGCCUGUCAACUCCCUGGACCCCAUCAAGGAGUGGCUCAAUUCGUGCGACAUCAAGUACACGGAAGGGGUCCAGUCCCUCAACUGGACCAAGAUUAUGAAGACCAUCGUCGACGACCCCGAGGGCUUCUUCGAGCAAGGAGGCUGGUCCUUCCUGGACCCGGAGAGCGAGGUCUUUACGGCGCCCGGAGCGACUAUUCGCAGCCGCGCGUGCCGCCGUCGGCUCUAUUUGUGUUGUUUGUCCACCAGGGGAGCGGUGGCGAAGAAGACUCCGAGUCCGAGAUGGAGGACGAGACGUUUAACCCCUCUGCGGACGAGACGGAAGUUGAAGAGGAAGACAGCGAUGAAGACUACAGCUCCGAGACGGAGGAUUCCAACUACAGCGCAUCACUGGGCAGCGAGGAGGAGAGCGGCAAGGACUGGGACGAGCUGGAGGAAGAGGCCCGGAAAGCCGACAAGGAGAGUCACUACGAGGAUGAGGACACGUCCAACAAGAAGAGAAAGAACCCCUCGUCAACGCUGCCGCCGAUCAAGAAGAAGAGGCGGUCAUAAACGUCCGUCUCGCACCGAGCAGCCCCGCCCCACCCCGCCCUCUCGCGCCCCGACUGGCUCACACGAUCUGCGUGUAGACGUAGAGGCCGCCACGUCACGUUGUCACGGUGACGUACCAGCAAACUUCAUUUUCUCUUCAUUCCUCAUUCGUCUGCAUUGUGUGUGUGUGUGUGUGUGUGUGCGCUUGUGUGCGAAAUGCGUUUUUAUCGCAAAGGUUUCUGUUGGCUCCUAAAGAAACGCUUCACACGCCGCCUGACAACUGUUUUAUGAGGAGUCCCUCCCUCGUGUUGCAGUCGAGGACGUUCAACAACUUUUGUUGGGCGGUGGGUGUUUUUUGUUUUUAAUGAGUUUUGUGAAACACACAGACACACACACACACACACGGUCUGCCUCCUUUGUCUUUUCCGAGUAGAUGUUUGUUGUACUUAAUUCUAAAAGUCAUUUUUUUUGUUUUUGUAAUAAAAUAAAAAGGAAGAAACUUU
This is a messenger RNA of Phyllopteryx taeniolatus (common seadragon), 3747 nucleotides long. RefSeq names its product SPT16 homolog, facilitates chromatin remodeling subunit (gene supt16h). Bases 93 to 3497 code for a protein of 1134 amino acids. Gene Ontology annotation, biological process: transcription elongation by RNA polymerase II; positive regulation of transcription elongation by RNA polymerase II. The transcript has 23 exons. Gene Ontology annotation, molecular function: nucleosome binding. The record is from RefSeq and is a predicted model, not a curated record. NCBI's taxonomy places the organism in Eukaryota, Metazoa, Chordata, Actinopteri, Syngnathiformes, Syngnathidae. Gene Ontology annotation, cellular component: FACT complex.